AUGGGCCUGCUAGAGGAUACAACGACCGAGACUCUGCGAAAGCAAUCUGGGGACAGUCCCCCAACAUACACCCAGACCAUAGGCCAACCGCCUACAGCUCCUCCCUUGAAUCUGGCCCAGAAUGCUGGACCUGCAAACCAUACAACCAUCACCCACUACGAGUGCAUCGCGCAUCUCAAAUUCCUGGCAGCAUUGUCCGAUCUACGUGAUACGGUAACAAGCAGUCCAAAUCUCUUCGAUAUCUCCGAUCCAAACCCACGAAAAUUCGGAGAACAUCUCAACGAAGCCUGGGCGUUAACCAAAGAGAAACGCUGGGCCAUCUAUACGUCUAAGGCCGUCGAGCGUUAUACAACUUGGUGGAGGGAGUGUGUCCCAACAUCUCGCUCUCGGACCACCACCGAACUGCUGACCUCCGAGGAAUAUGGCAAGAUUACAGCCUGUGACAGUUCUUUAUCCUGGACCCGGGAUGAGUUGCCUCCGCUAGAUAUUUUAAUGGUUUGGCAUGCACAUAUGCUCAAUCCUAGGGCGUUCCUUGAAGACUGUAUUCGACAGGGAAAGAUGAGCUUUUGGGCUACUGGCUUCCCAUGGGAAGCUAUAAACGCAUGCAUCGAUGACCAAGCACUGAAGUAUGACGCCGGAAAGAGUGCGGAAAACGUUUUCGCCUGGAAAACAAACCUCCAAUGGAACAGCCUCGAAGACAUGCCGUGCAAGUUGGUAGAUUGUCCCAGUUGCGGCCAUAAAAACGCUGCGCCCUGGACCGAUGGAAGAUUGACCCUUCCACUCGAUCAAGCGUUUGACCACUGGACUGGCUUCGCAGACAAGAAUUUCAGGAUGUACUGUGCUGAAUGUGAGCUCCGAAUCACUCACGAUAGCCUUCGAUUCCAAAAAUUCAGGGCAGAUGUCGAAUGCCUGCUGAAUGAGAAUAUCCCCAUGCCGGGCACAUAUUUGAAUGUAUGGGGAUUCCCUGAACAACAGAGCUCGACACGCCGUCGCCACCAGCAAGCAACUUUCCCCAAUCGACUUCUCCGAGCAGCCAAACGCGAUAUUCUCGACUUCUUCAAGUCGACCUUGCGGACUUUCCCAAGCAUAUCGAUGCUACGUGACCACUUGGGAGUUUUCCUGCAAGACAGAGAGAUUAUGCGUGAAGCAAACCCUAAUGGCAUGGGGGUCUCACUCCAAAAAGAUGAAAAAAUCGCUUUUCGCCGCAUGAUGUCUCGAUACUGGGACAACAGCUCCCAAUUCGCCCUCGACCUCGUCGGCGCCGUCAUCCGACAAGGCACCUUCGUCCAAAAAAUGGACAACAUUGACUGGCUACACUCCCCAGCCGUACUAGAGACAACUCUCCGCCUAACUCGCAAAUAUGCAAUCUUCUUCAGCAUCAUGUCCUCCAACCCGGGCCGCAUGGCCGUCCCAACCCUCGACGUCGACUUAGCCUGGCACACGCACCAACUUGCCCCAUCCCGUUACUUCGAAUACUCAAUGUACCGCACCUCACAAGACGGCCGAUGCGCAACAUUCAUCGACCAUGACGACAAGGUUGCCGAAGUCAAACUCUCCGACGGCUUUGAAUGGACCUCCAAAAUGUACCGCAAGCUCACAGACGGUGGCAUCUACUCUGAGUGUACCUGCUGGUACUGCGAAGCCACCCGCGGCUCAGACCUACAACGCCGCAGCAGCAUCAUCUUACCUUCCUCCUCAGGCUCAAAGGCCCGAUCCGCAGCAGCCAACCUGCACAACAACCCCGAUAUCUCCUCCGACCCCGACAAGAACCCACACAUCUCCGCGCACAGCGCCGUCAAAACGAAAUCCGACUUCCCGGCUGCAAAGAUCACAGGCGUGGACGCCAACGAGGUGAAAUUCCUCAAGCUGCGCUCCGAGUAUGAGCGGACCCGCCGGCGCGCUGACAAGCGGAGCUCGCGAGAUGGGAAACGCCGCUCGGACGAUGGUUCUCAUUCGAAUUCUUACGCCGCUUAUCCGCUUGUGUGGGGGGUUCCUAUCUGUGUGCCCUUUUAUGCGCCGUAUGCUGGUGACCCCGGGGUCCAUUCUGAUGCCUAUGCUGCGGAUCCGAGCUGCAUGAAUCUUCACCACGGGCAUUCGGGGAAUUGCGCUGCUGGGACUUGUGGGGGUGCCGUUGCGGCUGGGUCCUGUGGUGGGGUGGCAGGGGGUUGUACUGGAGGUUGUGCUGGUAGUUGUGGUAGCGCCGGUGGGUGUAGUGGAGGAGGAGGAGGAGGAGGAGGAGGGAAUUGUGGUGGCGGAGGGGGAGGUUGUGGUGGUGGUGGCGGAGGGGGCUGCGGCGGAGGGGGUGGAGGAGGAGGUGGUUGUUGA
Aspergillus puulaauensis is the source of this 2325-nucleotide messenger RNA. RefSeq lists its product as uncharacterized. The coding region runs from base 1 to 2325 and encodes 774 amino acids. The record is from RefSeq and is a predicted model, not a curated record. The transcript has 2 exons. Lineage: Eukaryota; Fungi; Ascomycota; Eurotiomycetes; Eurotiales; Aspergillaceae.